AUGAAAAAAAUUAUUGUAGAAGAUGAGGAUAUUUUUAAGAGUAAUGAUUUUAUUACACUUGAAAAAGAAGAAUUUCUUUAUUUUUAUAUUAAUCAUCCAAAUAAUAUUACUGAAAUUGACAAAAAAGAUUUUAGUCAAAAAGUUUGUCCCUUUUAUCAAGCUUUUGAUUAUAUUCAACUUUUAGAUACAUAUACUUUUGAUGAAUUUCAAAGUUCAAAUCUUGCAAAUGAAUCUUUUAAAAAUUUAUCAGAUUCUUCAUUUUCUUUUUUACUAAAUCAAUUUAUAAAAUCUACUAUACUUACAUCUAAUAUUAAAUUACCAGUAUCUGUAGGAAUUAAAUUUGAAUCUUCCAAAGUCAAGUCUAUUGCAGAUACAAUAUCUAAAUCUACUACAACUAUAGAAUUUAAACCUACUAUCAAAACCUUUACUCCUAUCUCUAGUGGGAUUACAUCUACUUUUGAAACUUCUAAAAAUACUUAUCAUACAGCUUCAACAAGUUUUUUAUUUUCAUUAAAUCUUCAAAAUUUAGAUAAUUCAAUAGUUAGUAAAAUAAUUGAUACAGAGCAUACAAUUAGACAAAAUAGAUAUACAGGUCCAUCUUUUGGAAAAAAUAAUUUAAAAAUUUGUAGUGAAUCAAAAGAAAAUGAAAAAAGUAGAUGUAGUAAAA
Dentiscutata heterogama is the source of this 667-nucleotide messenger RNA. The record is from the annotation of a GenBank genome assembly. Lineage: Eukaryota; Fungi; Glomeromycota; Glomeromycetes; Diversisporales; Gigasporaceae.